This is a messenger RNA of Echinostoma caproni, 231 nucleotides long. The record is from the annotation of a GenBank genome assembly. NCBI's taxonomy places the organism in Eukaryota, Metazoa, Platyhelminthes, Trematoda, Plagiorchiida, Echinostomatidae.
UAUCUGCGUGAAGCAGUUUUGAGUUUGGAUAAAAACGAUCCGACGACAAUGGAACAUGGUCCACGAAUUAUCGGUCUCCUGACUCGUCGAUUGGAGAACUUCUUAAAUAGCAUUGUCAACGGGACUGCGCCUGGCCUCUUGAAAGAUCCGGCUUCCCUUCAAUGUCGUGUUUUAAAGUUGCAGCAUGCGGCCAAGUGGAUUUUUGAUAGCAUGUCAAAAGCGAACUCGUGA